Molecule: messenger RNA, 664 nt
Organism: Portunus trituberculatus (swimming crab)
Lineage: Eukaryota; Metazoa; Arthropoda; Malacostraca; Decapoda; Portunidae
Exons: 4
Coding region: 238-513 (91 amino acids)
Source: RefSeq, a predicted model, not a curated record
ACAAAAGAUCGUCAAGGAAGCGCCGUUACAAGGCAAGGCUUCCCGACCGAUACCAGACCAAACCAUUGGGAGACACGGGUCGGAGCACUAUUAGAGAAAGGCGCUGCCGAUGCAAAGGCCUGAUGCAGAAGAAAUUCUUGUCACCUGUAGCAUAAAGAUCAAGAUCAAGAUAAUUGUUUACAUUGUUUACGGGAGAGGACAAGACGGUGGAGCAUGUGAUGUUGGAGUGUGUGAAGUAUGCCAGAGACAGGUAUUCGCGAAACAAAAAUGAAGAAAAGGAAAAAGAAGAACGGCCCUGAGAGAGGAUAUCAGCUGUUGUUGCCGCUGCAACAUACAGUGACUACCGGGAUCACUAAGAGAAAGACUGAGUUGUCCUACGUUGGUCGUCCUAGCGGGCACGAGACGACAGUGUGUGUGUGGGGCAGCCAGCUCCUGCUUGAGGGAGGUGCCAGAGGCUCCACCACAGACAAAGAGUGUGGAGAGGCCUUCUUCUUCCUCCUUGGUUCCACCUGACGCCUCACCACUCGCCUCACCUCCAUUGCUUUCACUGGUGGCAUCUGUUGUAAGAUCAUUGCCAGCUGCACUGUCUUCAGCAGCAAUGCUUGAGCUGCCAUCCUGGAGGAUGGGGCAAAAUGUCAUGAUUUCAAUAAAAUUAUAACCCAAA